AUGUUUGCUAUUCAACUUGACAAAAGUACUGACGUUGCUGGACUUUCAAUACUGCUUGUUUUCGUGAGGUAUAUUUUUGAAACAUCUAUCGAAGAAGAUUUAUUGCUUUGUACUCCUUUGGACACAAAUACCACCGGUGGAGAAAUUUUUAAAGUCAUCGAUAGUUAUAUGAAUAAACAUCAGGUUGAUUGGGUUAAAUGUAUCGAUAUAUGUAGUGAUGGAGCUGCAGCUAUGGUUGGAAAAAUUAAAGGAACCAUAACAAGGAUAAAAAAUGUCGCACCAAAAUGUCACAGUAGUCAUUGCGUUUUACAUCGCCACGCUCUUGUUAGUAAGAAAAUGCCAUUGGAGUUAAAACAAGUUCUUAAUGAGGCUGAAAACGAAUUGCAACUAACAACUAAUAUUAAAAAAAUUGUUAUCGAACAUUUGGAAAACCUCGAAAAAUCAUUGUUUCAGUAUUUUCUUGCUACUAAUAAUGACGUUGAUUGGAUACAAAACCCUUUUGUGAACCAAAAAAAACCUGCAAUGUUAUCCAUGCUCGAAUAUGAGCAGUUAAUUGAAAUUAAAAGCAUGUCAUAUUUAAAACAGAAAUUUGAAUCUGGAUCUUUAAACGAAUUUUGGAUUGAACUUAAGGACGAGUACCCAUCUCUAGUUGAAAAAGCUAUUUUUACUCUAUUACCUUUUGAUAAUACAAUUUUAACCGACACUAAGAGGCCUCGAGGACGCCCCAGACAAAGAUGGGUGGAUAGAGUAAAGGAAGACUUGAAACUCCUGAACGUAAGAAACGCAGAAGAAAGUGCAAAUGAUAGAGAAGAAUGGAAACAAUAUGUUGUUGCGGCGAUGGGCCUUAAGGGCCUGUAA
Molecule: messenger RNA, 858 nt
Organism: Rhopalosiphum padi (bird cherry-oat aphid)
Lineage: Eukaryota; Metazoa; Arthropoda; Insecta; Hemiptera; Aphididae
Product: zinc finger BED domain-containing protein 5-like
Exons: 3
Coding region: 1-858 (285 amino acids)
Source: RefSeq, a predicted model, not a curated record